Messenger RNA from Nerophis lumbriciformis (worm pipefish), 8151 nucleotides. The record is from RefSeq and is a predicted model, not a curated record. Lineage: Eukaryota; Metazoa; Chordata; Actinopteri; Syngnathiformes; Syngnathidae.
AUGGCGUGGGGGCGGAGUCUUCUCCUAUUCAUGGUGGCCGUCUGUUUCCAUGGUAACGCCGCACAGAGGAGCGUGUGCACUCAAGAAGCGGUGGCCGACCUGGUCUUCAUGGUGGACGGUUCGUGGAGCAUCGGCGCCGAGAACUUUGAGCAGAUCCGGCAGUUUUUGUACACCCUGGUGAACAGCUUCGACGUGGGCCCCGAGCGGGUUCGCGUGGCUCUAGUGCAGUACAGCACGACGCCAAGAACCGAAUUCCUUCUCAACACCUUCCAGGAAAAGUCAAACAUCCUUCAGUACAUCAGCACGCUUCCCUACAUGGGCGGCGGAACCCAAACGGGUCAAGGCUUGGACUUCAUGCUCGGUCAUCAUUUCGUGGAACAAGCCGGAAGCAGGGAGAGCCAGAAGGUGCCCCAGAUCGCCGUGGUCAUCACGGACGGGAAAUCCCAAGAUGACGUGAAGUCUCAUGCCCUGGAGCUAAAGAAGAAAGGGAUCGUCCUGUACGCCAUCGGGAUCAAAGACGCCGACGAAAAUCAGCUCAGGGAGAUUGCCAGCGAACCGCACGCUCAGCACGUUUAUAGCGUGUCUGACUUUGCCGCGCUGCAGGGAAUUUCUCAGCGUAUCGCCCAAACUUUGUGCACCACCGUGGAGGAGGUCAAACGACAACUUAUGGAGUUGUUGCCAGAAUGCGCCAAGGCAACCAUAGCCGACGUGGUCUUCGUGGUGGACGGUUCCACCAGCAUCGGCGACGCUGACUUCCAGGAGGUCCGAGAGUUCCUCAGAGCCAUGGUGUCCGGGUUUGACAUCGGGCCCGAUAAAGUCCGCGUGGGUUUAGCGCAAUACAGCGACCGGCCUUUUCAAGAAUUCCUGCUAAAAGAUCACAUGGACAAGGCGUCUCUACUAGCCCAAUUGGAGAAGAUCCCCUACCGAACGGGGAACACGUACACGGGAAAGGCCCUGGACUUCGUGCGGACGCGCUUCUUCAACGAAAGCGGCGGUAGCCGAAUAAGCCAGAAGGUGCCUCAGAUCGCCGUGGUGUUGACGGACGGCGAGUCGACCGACGAAGUGCUGGAGCCCGCUCGCCGGCUGAGGCGGCACGGGGUCAUCGUCUUCGCGGUGGGAGUGGGAGAAGCGCACACGCUGGAGCUGACCAGCAUCGCCAACCGACCGGCGCAAAACUUUCUCUUCCUCAUCGACAACUAUCGAGCUCUUCAGAGACUGACUACGCGUCUGCUGCAGACCAUGUGCACCUCAAUUGAUAACCAGAAGCAAGCCUUGGCCAAAAGAUUUUCGGACAUCUUCUUCCUGGUGGACAGCGGCUUGACUCCAAACGAGUUCAAACAAGCCCGUAACGCCAUGUUCCGAGUGACCGACCUCAUAAACAUCGGCACGUCGGAGCACCGCGUGGGCCUGGCUCAGUACGGUCGAGACACCAAAGUAGAGUUCAAUCUGGACGCUUAUGGGACCAAAGACGAAACGGUCGCCGCCCUACGCCGUUUCCGCCUGCGUCGUCCGCAGAGUCCCGAAGCGUCCGACCUGGACGCGGCGUUGGAGUACGCCCGCUCGAACUUCUUCACCGCCCGGGCGGGAAGCCGAGCGGACGUGGGUGUCAAGCAAUUCCUUAUUAUUGUGAGCGGGAAAAUUUCAGACGACCAAGUGGACAAGCAGUUCCGCUUGCUCAAGGCGCAAGGAAUCAACGUGGUGGCCCUCCACACGGGAGCGCCGACUCGGAUACCGGAUGUAGGUGCCUAUCCGGGCGUUUCGGCCGCACCCGGGGUUCCCGUCGGUCCCGCCGGUCCUGCCGGUCCCCCGAGCAACGUUCCAGGUCUAACGGAUACUUUUGAAGCCCAGGGCCUUCCGGAAGAUCCUACUGGAGAAUGUAAAGGAGCCAAAUUUGCCGACUUGGUUUUUGUCAUCGACGAGUCCGGCAGCAUCGGCAACUCCAACUUCCAGCUAGUCCGCUCCUUCCUGCACUCCAUCGUGAGCGGUCUGGACGUGUCGCCGACCAAAGUGCAAGUGGGCAUAGUCAUGUACAGCAAGCAAGCCAGAGCACAGUUUUUCCUCAACACCUUCGACGACAAGCGCGAGAUGCUCGAUUACAUCAAAAUGAUGCCUUACAGUGGCGGCGGCACGAACACGGGCGCGGCCCUCAAUUUCACGCGGGAGCAAGUGUUCACCAAAGAAAAAGGCUGCAGGAAGCACAAGGAAGUCCAGCAGGUGGCGGUGGUGAUCACCGACGGGAAAUCCCAAGACGACGUCGGCCCCGCCGCUUUGGAGCUGCGUCGGGCGGGCAUCAAAAUCUACGCCAUCGGCGUCAAGAAUGCCAAUCUUCAGCAACUGGAGCAGAUGGCGUCUUACCCGCCUAGCAAGCACAUUUUCAUGGUGGACAGUUUCACCAAACUCCAGACGUUGGAGAAGGAGCUACAAGGCGUCGUUUGCCACAAUAUCCUACGUGAAGCGAUCAGUGACAAAGUAAUCAAAGAUACCAUCAGAGAAGGAUGCAAGCAAACGGAUGAAGCGGACAUCUUCUUCUUGAUCGACCACUCUGGAAGCAUCUUUCCCCGCGACUUUUACGACAUGAAGAAGUUUAUCCUGGAGUUCGUCAGCACUUUCCGCAUCGGGCCUAAACACGUCCGAAUGGGAGUGGCUAAAUACGCUGAUAAUCCCAAUCUGGAAUUCGAUUUGACGGCCCACACGGACGCCAAAAGUCUGGAGAAGGCGGUGGACGCAAUCUUGCAGGUGGGAGGCGGGACGGAAACGGGAAAAGCGCUAGAGUUCAUGAUACCGCAGUUCGACCGGGCUGCCAGGACCCGAGGUGGGAAGGUGGCGGAAUAUCUGGUGGUGGUCACCGACGGGGAAUCCAUGGAUGAGGUGAAGACGCCCGCCGAGAAGCUACGAGCGCAGGGCGUGGUCAUCUACGCGAUCGGAGUGAAGGACGCCAACGUGCAGGAACUCAAUGACAUUUCUGGUGACAAGAAGAGGACGUUUUUUGUCAAUAAUUUCGACGCUCUGAUCCCCAUCAAAAACAACAUCGUCACUGACAUCUGUAGGAAGGAAGUUUGCAAAGACGUCCCCGGAGAUGUCCUGUUCCUGAUCGACAGCUCCGGAAGCAUCAAUCAAGCCGACUACGGGAAGAUGAAAGACUUUAUGAAAUCCGUGAUCGGAAAGUCCAACAUCGGACGGGACGACGUCCGCGUGGGCGUCAUGCAGUACAGCACCAUCCAGAAGAUGGUCUUCCCCCUGGACCGCCACUUCAACAAAGACGAAAUGUUGCGAGCCGUCGACGGCAUGCGGCAGAUCGGAGGAGGAACGCACACGGGCGAAGCCAUCGGCCAAUUGACGCCGUACUUCGACCAGUCUCAAGGGGGGCGUCCCUACGUGGGGCAGAUGAUGGUGGUGAUCACCGACGGAGAAUCCCAAGAUAUCGUCAAAGACACCUCUCUUGCUCUGAGGCUUAAGGGCGUGAAGGUCUACGCCAUCGGCGUGGUUGAUGCCAACACCACCCAGUUGCUGGAGAUCUGCGGAUCGCCAGAACGCGUCUACACCGAGAAGAACUUUGAUGGUCUGAAGGACUUGGAGAACCAGUUGGCUCUUGAGAUCUGCGAUCCAAACAGAGAUUGCAAGCAGACCGAGCAGGCGGACAUCAUCUUCCUGGUGGACGGCUCCACUAGCGUGGAAGGCAAUUUCACAAGCAUGCAGAAGUUCAUGUCUUCCAUGGUCUCCCUGACCACCGUCGGCAAAACCCUGACUCAGUUCGGAGUCAUAUUGUACUCGGAUGACGCCAAAUCCAUUUUCACGCUCAACAAGUACGAGUCCAAGCGCGAUGUUCUUAAAGCUAUAUCCGCCAUCAAGCACCCGUACGGAGACACCCACACGGGAAAGGCCUUGAAGUACUCCGCGUCCUUCUUCGACGCCCGCAACGGCGGUCGGGCGGCGCUAAAGGUCCCUCAGAUUCUGAUGGUGAUCACAGACGGCGAAGCCACAGAUCCCGGCGAUCUGGAAGAAUCGUCCAACAUCCUGCGGCAAAAAGGCGUCACCGUCUUCAGCAUCGGGGUGAUGGGAGCCAAGAGGAACGAGCUGGAGAUCAUGGCCGGUCACGAUUUAAAGCGAGUCUUCUACGUGGACGAUUUUAAUGCGCUGGAAACUUUACACAAGAACCUGACCGGCCUUCUCUGCAACACUACGAAACGAAUCUGCAAGAAGCGUAUAGCCGACCUGGUCUUCCUGGUGGAUGAGUCGAGUAGCAUCGGCACCCGAGAAUACGACAUCAUGAAGAACUUCACCACUCAAGUGGUGAGCAGCUUCAACAUUAGCGCCGAUUUAGUUCGCGUGGGAGCGGCGCAGUUCGACGACGGCUUCGAGGACGAGUUCCACCUCAACCGCUACGUGACCGAGGACGCCGUGAACAAUCACAUCAUGGGCAUGAAGCAGCGCCAGGGCAACACGCAUAUUGGCGCCGCCUUGGCCAGGAUCAAAGCCUACUUUGAGGAGGCCAACGGUUCUCGCAGGUCUGCCGGAAUCUCUCAAAAUCUGGUGUUGAUCACGGACGGCGAGUCCCAAGACGAGGUGCAGCCCCACCCGGCGGUCCUCAGGGCGAUGGGGGUGGAGAUUUUCGUCAUCCGCAUCGGUAAUUUCCGCGAAACUCAGCUCCUGGAUAUCGCCGGCAACCACAGCAGGUACUUCACGGUGGAUAGCUUUGACAGUUUGAAGGACAUCAAGCAAAAGGUGGUCGAUACCAUCUGCGAUUCCACAGCUGAAACAAAAGACUGCACCAUCGACAUCGCCAUGGGCUUCGACGUCUCUCAGAGAAGCGGCCGUUCCGGCGAGACGUUGGGAAGCGUUCAGAACAAACUCAGGACUUUCUUGCCCGAGAUCGUCCAUUACGUCUCCACCGUUCCCCAGUUGUGCUGCACCACCACCGGGCCCAUCCAAACCAAAAUCGGCUACAGUAUCGUGGGCCAGGACGACUUCAAAUUUAAUCCUUUCGACGCCACCGACGAUGUCGUGGGCAAGGUCCUGACUACCAGAUUGAACGUUCCCACCAGGCUGGACAGCGCCAUGCUCAGGUCAUUCGGGGAGAAGUUUCAGAAAGACUCCAACGCCGGAGUCAAGGUUCUCAUCAUCUUCUCGGACGGACUGGACGACGACCCGAUCAAACUGGAGUCCGAAUCGGACCGCCUGCGUUCGUCUGGGGUAAACAUGCUGCUUGUGGUUGGCCUGGAGGGGGCGACCGACCUGGGUGAGCUGCAGGAUUUGGAGUUCGGACGAGGGUUUGGCUACAAAACUCCGCUUAGCAUCGGCAUGCAAAGCGUUGGCAGCAACAUCUUCAAGCAGAUUGACUCGGUGGCCAACCGAGUGUGCUGCAACGUGAUGUGCAAGUGUACGGGCCACGAAGGCAUACGUGGAUCUCGGGGUUCUCUGGGCUCAAAGGGGGCUUCAGGGCAACGAGGCUACCCCGGAUUCCCGGGAGAGGAGGGCGUUCCUGGCGAUCGUGGCCGUCCCGGUUCAGGUGGACCUCAAGGAAUUCAAGGCUGUCCCGGGAGCCGAGGAUCAAAGGGCUCCCGAGGACUGCGAGGCGACCGGGGCGAGGACGGAGAACUCGGACUGGACGGCGUCAAUGGAGAACAGGGCGUGGCGGGACUAAACGGCAGUCGGGGAGAGCAAGGACAUCAGGGAAAUCCGGGCAUCCCUGGCCUCCGAGGGGAGGUGGGGCUUAAAGGACAGCGAGGCCUGAGAGGAGAUCCGGGAGAAAGUGGGCGGGACAACGUCCAGCCGGGACCCAAAGGAGACGUUGGGAAUGCCGGCCGGCCGGGAGAAGCGGGACAAGACGGUCGACCGGGAGAAGGUGGCACCCCCGGGAAUGCCGGUCCCGACGGAAGACGAGGACCACCCGGAGUGAAGGGUUCUACGGGAGCAUCAGGAGAUCCCGGCCUAUCAGGGACUCCCGGCGCUUCGGGUCCUCAGGGUCUCCGUGGGAACACUGGUAUACCCGGACCCAGGGGCAUCCAAGGACUCCCGGGGCCGCAGGGAGGACCGGGAGCCCCGGGCGGUGCGGGCGCGGGGGGACGACGUGGAGGUCACGGUCAGAAGGGACAACCGGGAGAUCCAGGCGUGCGAGGUGUGAAGGGAACCACUGGCCCACGGGGGGCGCCGGGUCAGGACGGCAGGGACGGAUACGGGCCGGCCGGACCUAAAGGCAUGAAGGGCGAUCCAGGCUUUCCUGGUUAUCCCGGUAUAGCGGGCGAAAGCGGCGCUGUCGGGCCGAAAGGAAUGCCGGGACGCAAAGGCAACCGAGGUCGCGGGGGUAAUUCGGGUAAUACUGGAGACCCUGGUCAACCCGGAGAGCCUGGGUAUGAGGGACACAAGGGCCUACGUGGCCCCCCCGGAGCAAGAGGCAUGACUGAGUGCGAUCUGGUCAAUUUCAUCCGAGACAACUGUGCGUGCUCCAUGGACCUCGGUUCUUGCCCCGCCCUCCCCACCGAGAUGGUGGUGGCGCUGGACAUGUCCCAGGACGUCACGCCGGCGGCCUUCGAGCGCCAGCGGUCGGCGCUCCUGAGCCUCCUGGAGGACCUGAACAUCGCCGAGAGCAACUGCCCCACGGGGGCCCGCGUGUCCUUGGUGGCGUACAACAUCCACACCAAGUACCUGGUCCGUUUCCACGAGUACCGGCGCCGCUCGCAGCUGCUGGAGGCGGUGCGCAACCUGGCCCUGGAGCGCAACGACAACCGUCGCCACCUGGGCGCCGCCAUGCGCUUCGUGGCGCGCAACGUGUUCAAGCGCGUCCGCUCGGGCGCCAUGAUGCGCAAGGUGGCCGUCUUCUUCUCCGCCGGCCCCACGGAAGACGCGGAAGACGUGGUGACGGCCGUCAUGGAGUACCGCGCGCUGGACGUGGAUCCCGCCGUUAUCUCCCUCAGGAACGCCCCCGCCAUCAGUCGCGCCAUGGAGCUGGAUGACACCAAAAACUCUGUCUUUACCGUUCUGGGAAGGGACCCCGCCGCUGACUUGAGGAAGGUGAAGAACUGCGUCAUCUGUUACGACCCGUGCCGGCGCCCUCUGGAGUGCGCCUUCAUCCAGAAUCUUGCGGUGCCCCAGCAAGUGGAGGCCGACCUGGUGAUGGUGGUGGACGGUUCCCGCGAGAUGCAGGCCGACAACUUCGCCGGCGCCCAGGAGCUCCUCAGCUCUGUGACCGAGCAGGUGGCGCUCAGCCCUCAGCCGGCCCGCGCCGACAAACUGGCCCGCGUGGCGUUGGUCCAGCAGAGCGCCGCCCGCGGCGCCCAGCUAGAGUUCGGCCUGAGCGUCUACGGAGACAGGCGGCGGGUGACCUCGCACCUGCUGCGCGACAUGCGGCAGGCGGGCGGUUCUACCGGGCUGGGGCGCGCCUUAGGACUAGCCCUUCGAGAGGUUACCGAGGCCCCCCACGGCCGCAGGAAGAAGGCGCUGCUGGCCGUGGUGGGCACCCGGACCCCAGCCGGGGAACUGGCCGAGCUGCGGGCCGUCGCCCGGCGUGCCAAAUGCAAGGGGUUGGCGCUCUUCGUAGUGACGGUGGGCGACCGCUAUGACCGGCGUCAGGUGGAGGAGGUGGCCAGUGAGCCGGUGCAGCAGCAUCUGCUGCACUUGGGACGACUUCGGCUGCAGGAACGAGAAUAUGCUCGCAGGUUCUUCAGGGUCUUCCUGACCGCGCUCGACAAGGGCAUCAACUCAUACCCACCGCCAUCCAUGAAAGAUAUCUGCCGGCAAGUGGAUCAAAAUCAAGGGCAAAUCCUCACUGCUCCUGAGGCGGACUAUGAUUCGGUUGCCGACCAGGCGCAAGAGGAGCAGCCGCAGGAGCAGUCGGGACAGACGGAUAUUAUUCCCGCGAUCAACCCACAAGACGAAACGGACGACGACGCGCCGCAGCCGACCGCCGCCGACUCGGCAGGUAAACCCCCCGCUCGCCCGCCGUCGCGACCGACUGACAUCUGGCCCCGCCCCCUCGCAGACCCCUGCUUCCUGGACGAAGACACGGGCGACUGCCAGCAGUACGUCAUGAUGUGGUUCUACGACAGCCGGCGACGGAGUUGCCAGCGCUUCUGGUACGGCGGUUGCGGCGGCAACGCCAACCGCUUCGCCACCGUGGAGGCCUGCCAAGACGCCUGCGUCGCUCGGGCGCCCUGA